CCAACUGAGCGCCGAGGGUCGCGCGCUCGCGCGCGCCCGGCCGCAGAGUGGCCGCGGACGAGAUAGCUCGGCAGCUGCGCCUGCGGGGCAAUGAGGUGAUGAUGGCCUACGGGGGAGCCGGCGCGGCCGCGAUGGGAGCCCCCGCGCCCGGCGACGUGGUCCAGCAGCAGCACCAGCACCAGCCGCCGCAGCACCAGCAGCAGCAGGCCGAGUACAGCCCGCAGGGCACGCCGGCCGCGCAGGCCGCCGUCGAGUCGCAGGCCUUCCACGCCGGCGCGCAGGGCGGCUACAGUCCCCAGGACAGCCCGGCCACGAGCUUCGGCUUCACGCAGGAGCAGGUCGCCUGCGUCUGCGAGACGAUGGUGUCGUCUGUGCAGGUGCUGCAGCAGGCGGGCAGCGUGGACCGCCUGGCGCGCUUCCUCUGGUCGCUGCCCGAGUGCGCGCGGCUGCGCAAGAACGAGAGCGUGCUCAAGGCCCAGGCGGUGGUCGCCUUCCACCACGGCAAGUUCAAGGAACUCUACCAGAUCCUCGAGAGCAACAACUUCAGCUCGCACAACCACGGCAAGCUGCAGUCGCUCUGGCUCAAGGCCCACUACAUCGAGGCGGAGCGCAUGCGCGGCAGGCCGCUCGGCGCCGUCGGUAAAUACCGGGUGCGCCGCAAGUUCCCGCUGCCCAGGACCAUCUGGGACGGCGAGGAGACGUCCUACUGCUUCAAGGAGAAGUCGCGGCUCGUGCUGCGCAAGUGGUACGAGGCCAACCCCUACCCGUCGCCGCGGGAGAAGCAGGAGCUGGCCGAGACCACGGGCCUGACCACCACGCAAGUUAGCAACUGGUUCAAGAACCGGCGCCAGCGCGACCGCGCCUCCGAGCACAACGGCCAAAAGGGCGACAAGUGCCACGGCGGCGACCCGGGCGACUCCAGCUACGAGAGCGGCGACGAGACCAAGCGCCAGAGCGGAGCGCCGGUGGCCGCGGCGGCAGGCGUGCAGCAGCAGUCCGCGGCGGCGCCCGGCGUGCAGCAGCAGCAGCAGCAGCAGCCGCAGCAGCCGCAGCCGCAGCCGCAGCUGGUCGAGCAGCACCAGCAGCAGGCUCCGAGCAUGUACCAGCUGCCCGGGCAGCUCGCCUCGCCGAGUCCGCACUCCUACCACCAGGGCCUCGCUCACGCCAGCCACCACAUGCAACAGCCGCAGCAGCAGCAGCAGCAGCAGCAGCAGCACGAGGCCGGCGCCGAGGGCGUCGACGACAAGCGCAACCUGCACCAUCAGCUGCAGCACCAGCUGCAGGCCGGUCUGGCGCCGCCCGCCGCCUCGAGCUGCGCCCAGCAGAAGAGCCAGCUCGACUACAUGCAGUACUACGGCUCGCAGGACUACCUGAUCGGCACGCCGAGCCCGGCCGAGCUGCAGAAGGCGCUGCCGCACACGGCCACCUCCAUGCAGAUGGGCGCGAUCGCCCCGGCGAUGGGCGGCCUCAGCCCCAUGGGCCCGUCGAUGAUGCCCGCGGCGGCGAUGCAGGGCGUGGGCCACGCCAUGAACGGCAUGUCGGCCAUGGGCGGCGUGGGCAUGGGCGCCUACCAGGGCAUGGCCGGCUCGAUGGGCAUGUCGGGCUCGCACGCCGGCUACCACGGCGCCAGCCUGGUCCUCGGCGAGUACCACUCCUUGUGACCUUGGCCCGCAGCCGGCGCCCGGCAGCGCGCCAAGCAGCAGCAGCAGCUCGCCGACUACCGCCAGCACCGGCUCCCGCACUUCCAGCAGCCGCAGCCGCAGACGCAGCAACAGCCGCAGCCGCAGCAGCAGCGGCAGCAGCAGCAGCAGCAGCAGCAACAGCAGCAGCAGCACCACCACCAUCACCACCACCACCACCACUCCUGGGACUCGGCCGCCUGCGCCGGGCGCCAGCAGCUCGACGCGCAGCCGGCCGGCAAGCCGCUGACUAUCGUUCAGGCGCGCAUUUACUGCCUCGAGUAGCCGCUGCCGCUGGCCUCGGCGGCUCCAUAGUUACCUCUUGCCACGUCCAGUCUUUCCUUUGCCUCCCGGAGAGCGAGUCUGCGCAGCGCCUGCUCGCCGCCAGCAGCCUUUCUGUCGCUGACGCUUGUCCUUCUUGUACAUGUAUGUAGAUAGCACGGAAUCUGUGUAAACGACUCGAUCGACAGGCUCGCGACCUUACGAUCGCUAUUCAAAUACUAGUGGAUACGCGCUACGGAAUGGAGAUGAUUAUUGUACAAGUUUGUAAGAGGAGAAGCUCGGAACACACAUAUGCGUACACGCCCACAGUCAGCCAGUCACGCGUCUGCUGCUCUUGCGAAACAGACGCGGCCUAUUCAGAUCAGCACUUCUUUUUCUCUUUCUCCAAAGCUUAUUUUUAAAAACUUGGAAUUUUUUGCUUUUAUACAGCUCGUUCGCACAUGAAGCACAAAAAUAUUCUUUUCCUCUCUCUCUCUCUCUCUCUCAAUGGCUAUGCGGCAGUCUCGGCUAUCCCAGUGCUCAAAUGACAAUUGUCAAGCAACGUACAAAAGUUCGGUUUGAAAUAAUCGAGGCUGCUCGUCUUCCUCCGCUGUGGGCCUGACAUACGACAGCGACACUUUGCGAAAUGUAGGCGAUGCCGCGAUGACGUCUGUUCUCCUCAACUGUACAUAGUAUCGUAGAUUUUAAGUGAACACGAGAGAUGACGAAGACGGGCCGGCAUCGACAUCGCGCGAACAAACAAUUAACCAGUAAUAAUUAGUCGAUAAUUAAGAGAAGCUUACGUUGCAAAUACAAUGAAUAAUGGAGUUGAACGGAAAAAGGGAGAGGAGAAAGAGCCGAAAUACGCAAGACGAGUGAAAGAUGGUGUUGGUUGCACGUUCAACGAGGCGACGAGAGAACCGCCGGCCUCAUCGACUCUUUGGCAGAACGCGCCAACUGGGUUAUGUAUGCCCCCCCCUCUCCCCACCUCCCUCUCACUCUCUCUUUCUCUCUCGCUGUCCGGUCGUGGUGAAGCGAGCAACGAUGCAAGUAAUGUCCGAUGCGGAACGGCCGAGACGCUAUAAACAUCCAAACGACCAUUUCUCCUUUGGCUUUUUAACAAAAAUGGUCCAUUGUCUCACCUUCGCCAGAGUCGCUGCUUCUGCUUUUUUCAGAAUUAGAUCAAACGGAAAAUUAUCUCUUGGAGGAUAUGUGAAGCGACCAGUACAGCAUCAUCAAAAACGGUUUGGAACGAGAGAGAACGAGAGAGAGAGAGAGAGAGAGAGAGAGAGAGAGAGAGAGAGAGAGAGAGAGAGAGAGAGAGAAUUCUAAAAAUAGUAUGUUCGCUAAUCCCUUGCGAUGUUUCAAUUCGAAACACACGAUUCAAUGUGAUUCGAGUGACAGUUGUGAUUAUUGUUCACUAAACUAUGUUGAUUGUAGUAUUUCUUUUUUCUACUCUCCUUUUUUUGUUCUCGAUAAAUGAGACAGGAAGACGGAAAAAGUAACAUUUAUAACGUACUCAUGAUUUCCUAUUCACUAUUUUUUGUUGUUUUUUCUUUUUCUUUUUUUUUUGUUUUGUUUUGUUGCAAUGACAUUUUUUCCUUGCGUCUGAAUAAUCUCACACGCACAAUGUAAUAACCGGCAGACUGAUGAGUGAAACCACUUAUGUUAUAUGCAAAUAUUGCUUUUUUUAAAACUGUAUUACAACACACACACACACAGCUACAUUCCGAUGACUCGGCCUUUUGCAAUUGUCGACAGGCCUAGUUUAUUACUACUAUUCUCUCGCAAGUGGAGGUAAUUCAAAGUAAAUUAAUUGGCUUUGCAUUUUUUAUUUUCUUUGCACAGCGAUAUAAUUCAGCUUAAAUGAGAUAAAGCGUUGUACUAGAUGUGGACACUUUUUCUACCUUUGAUAUUGACCUGUUUUUUACUUAUCGCGCGCUAUUCUACAUUAGGUUGCAACAUACUAUCCAAAGUUUUGAUUUGAAGGUGAUAAUAUAAUUAACAAUCAAUUGUAAAUUGAUGAUAUUUUUGAAAAGAUUUUUCUAAUCAACGGUAACUCAUCGCCACAAACAAUGGUCUUUAGCAGAGCAAUAAAAAUUGUCCAAAUCUACAAUAAUAUAAUAGAUACAGGCGACGUACAACGUUGCGAAAAUUCUAUCGACCAAAACAUCUGCGAAAGAGACAAAAUAAAGGCAUAAUCCACUUUCAGAGAAACAAGACUGCCGUAAAUGUACAAGCAGUGCCAGAAAAUGUGCGUAGUCGAAUAAAAAUGGAAACCAAAUUGAUGAAACGGGAAAAGAUGAAAAUUCGCGUGACGUUAUUGCGCCUGUACACGUUUGGUUGUCAUUGGAAUUUGAUUGUAAGCAAGGGGAACGGAAAGAAGGCGCAUUCGUGAAAGAAAAAAAGACGGGAUUUUGAUUUGUUGGGUAGAGAGACGAAAACGAAAAGGUGAAAUAGCUGAGACAAAAGAAGUAAGAAGUAACGUAAAAAAACUAUACUCUACGACUCUUGCACAAAGCGACAUACGAGUCACGCGCGCAAUUGUUGCGUCUUUAGAGAUUACACAUAGAAUGCGAUAUAUUAUAUUAUACAUAAAUGAAUAUAGAAGCUACAGUAUAGGUCGUACGUAGUGCGCGAGCACACGAUUAAAAGAGGGAAGGGAAGAGGCGAGCGCGCGACGUCGGGCGUCGCCUGGUGUGUGUAUAGGAAAAAAGAAAGUUGAAAGAGGUUCGAAGCGGUCGUUAGAGAAGGGCGAUCUGAUCUCGUGUACUCAACAGCCCAACAUUAGGAUGCACAAUAUUUAUUGAGAAAAACCGAGUCUGCGCUUGCGAGCCAGAUUCGCAGUGACGACCUAAGAUUGUAUCGAGUAAGAGUUGAUGUUAUUUAAAUUAAUAAAAAGAAGUAUCGUGCAACGCCGAAUAAGAGAUG
Phymastichus coffea is the source of this 4871-nucleotide messenger RNA. RefSeq names its product homeobox protein SIX1-like (gene so). The coding region runs from base 99 to 1661 and encodes 520 amino acids. The transcript is spliced from 5 exons. Gene Ontology annotation, molecular function: RNA polymerase II cis-regulatory region sequence-specific DNA binding; DNA-binding transcription factor activity, RNA polymerase II-specific. Gene Ontology annotation, cellular component: nucleus; transcription regulator complex. Gene Ontology annotation, biological process: regulation of transcription by RNA polymerase II. NCBI's taxonomy places the organism in Eukaryota, Metazoa, Arthropoda, Insecta, Hymenoptera, Eulophidae. The record is from RefSeq and is a predicted model, not a curated record.